Molecule: messenger RNA, 1541 nt
Organism: Zophobas morio
Lineage: Eukaryota; Metazoa; Arthropoda; Insecta; Coleoptera; Tenebrionidae
Exons: 2
Coding region: 303-1541 (412 amino acids)
Biological process (GO): DNA integration; DNA recombination
Molecular function (GO): DNA binding
Source: RefSeq, a predicted model, not a curated record
AGAUUGUUUUAUUAGGAUUAAAAGUGCCAUUUUUUGCGACGAGCAAAUUUUGCAUUUGCGAGGCGGAGCGAAGCGAAGCCGAGCGGAUGCAAAAUUGCGAGUCAAAAACUGACUUUUAAUCCGAAUGAAACAUACUACUUUUUCGCCAGCCAAAAAGUAAAUCUCAAAAAUACAAAAUAUUGAUAACAAUAAUAUCGAGCAGAAAUGAAUCAAUCUGCAAAGUAGUCUGGUAUCCACGUCGUCAAGGCUUUUUUUGUUUGCUUACAUACCAUUGUUUUGUGAAAACGUUUGCAGUGUUAAUAAUGAAUCCUGAAGAAGAGUUACCUCCCGAUGUGCUAGAAGAAGCACAAAACGUGGUACUGAACUUGUUACCAACAAAAUCGCGCGAAGUGUAUGAGUGCGCGUAUACCCGCUUCAUCAAAUGGUGCGAAGGGAAAAAGAUUCAAACUUAUUCUGAGAACGUCCUAUUGGUAUAUUUUUCCGAAUUGGCUACAAAAAUGAAGUCAUCCACACUGUGGUCGCAGUAUUCCAUGGUGAAAGCAACUUUAAAUAUAAAAAAUGGCAUAGAAAUCGGAAAGUAUUCAAAAUUAAAAGCGUUUAUAAAGAAACAAGGAGAAGGAUACGUUCCAAAGAAAUCAAGGGUUUUAACUAAUGAACAAAUAGAAGUUUUCUUAGACACGGCUCCGGAUUUCAAAUUCCUGAUGAUGAAAAUUGUUGUAAUCUUUGGCGUUAGCGGAGCUUGUCGGUGUCACGAACUAUUACAAAUAAAAACUGAAGAUAUUGAAAAUAUUAAAGCAGGUUUAUUGGUAAAAAUUCCUGAUACCAAAACGAAAAAACCCAGAUCAUUUACGGUUAUGGGGGAAAAGUAUUUGAAAUUUUACGAAAAGUAUGUUGCGCUUCGUCCAAAAAUGUUUAAUGAAGGUCGGUUUUUUAUUAAAUAUGUCGACGGAAUGUGCCAUCGACAAGUAGUUGGCAUUCAUAAAAUUAGUGGUGUACCCCAAGAAGUAGCCAAAUAUUUAAAGCUAGAAAACUUUAAAGAAUACAGCGGACAUUGCCUACGUCGGACUUCUGCCACGCUUUUUGUGGAUUCUGGCGGUGAUAUUACGUCCCUCAAGAGGCACGGUGGGUGGAAAUCUGACAGUGUAGCCGAAGGUUACAUAGAAGAGUCUCUUAAACACAAAAAAGAUGUAGCAAAAAAAAUUUUUCGUUUGGAAGAACCAGGUACAAGUAGUGAAACCACAAGUAAAAUACAUGAAGACGCAACGAAUAGGAAUGUGAGCGAAGUGAACCUAGAAGAAUCAGGUACAAGUAGUGGAACUACGAAUAGAAUGAUCACACGUGAAGACGGAAUAAGUAUGAAUGUGGGAGCAGUAAACCUGAAUUUUGACACUGUGACCAACCAGACAGCAGGAGCGGUAGAAGUGUUAGCGCAAAAUAUUAUUACUGACCGCAUGAAAAAUGAUAAUAGUGACGGAAAAUCUUUAAUCCAAAUCAAUCGCAGUUGUUCUUAUUGUACAUUCAAUAUUAAUUUUAAAAUUUAA